UUUCCUCAUCUUCUUUGUCCCUUCAACUGGAAGUAAAGAGAAGAAGGCAGAGUGAGUUCACAUAGCAUACAAGAUCGUGUCUCGUGUGAUUCGAUUCGUGUCCUUGUUACUCAAUCUGGCACAUCGCUGCAACCUCUCGUUACAAAUUUGUCGUCCGCGUACGCCUUAUAAAGUCCAUGGAAGAAUCUGCAGAGAUCCUAUAAGCACUUGAAUACUUGAUCAAGAUAGAAGCCAAGAAAAAGAAGAGAGAAGAUGAGGGCGCUGAGCAGGUCGAUGAUGGUUGGCAUCUUCAUCACCUUCUGCUUCUCCAUUCAGAACUCCACACACAGGCGACAAGACGACGGGCAGGGACAGCGCGACUCUCUCUUCUCCAGUUCGGCCAUCGCUGGCAACAGCAACGGCAAUCCUGACCAGCUGCCGGGCCUUCAGUACGACUUCUACCGCGAAGCUUGCCCGGAGGCGGAGUUCGUCAUUCGCAAGACCGUCCAAGAUUUCGUCACCAAACGUUCCGACGUCGCCCCCGGGCUCCUCCGACUCGCCUUCCACGACUGCUUCGUCCAGGGGUGCGACGCGUCGGUGCUGCUGGAUUCGAGGGAAGGUGCUCCGUCGGAGAAGGAAGCGUCGGCCAACAAGAACUCGCUGAGAGGGUUCGACGUCAUCGACGCUGUCAAGGAGAGGCUGGAACACCUCUGCCCACUCACCGUUUCCUGUGCUGACAUCGUUGCACUCUCUGCUCGCGACGCUAUCUUCCUGACAGGCGGCCCUUUCUACCCUCUGAGCACCGGCAGGCGUGACGGCAGAGUGUCCAGAGCAGCGACGGCCGAAGCCCAACUUCCCUCUCCGUUCGACACCCUCGCCGCCAUCCUCGCUGCCUUCAACGAACGUGGGCUACACCAGAAUGAUACCAUCACUCUCCUAGGUGCGCAUACUAUUGGACACACACACUGCCGCUUUGUCCAAUCCCGUCUAUACAACUUCUCCGGCGACGGUUCGCCGGAUCCAACUAUGAAUUCGACUCUGGCAGAGAGCUUGAAAUUGAUCUGCCCCGAAGACGAUGACGAGGAAGCGGACAUGGAUGGUAGGACUAAGUUGCCCAUGGACUUCGGCGGCCAUGACACCUUCGACAGCCACUUCUACCAGAACGUCGUCGAGGGGUACGGCGUGCUGUAUGCGGACCAGCAACUCAUGGCCAGCGCUGCUACGGCCAACUUGGUCGUCGACUACGCCAUUGACUCGGACCUGUUCCGUAGGGAGUUUGCCCGAGCCAUGGUCAAGCUGAGCUCGGUUGGGGUGCUGACCGGGUCGCAGGGCGAGGUUCGUAGGGAUUGCCGGCGUCUACUUGAGGACGAACCCACUGGGCUCAAUGGUGGGUGAAGACCUGCAGAUCGAUCCAUUCUUGGCAUCGCUCAAUUCGUAUAGUGUUUUGGUUCCUCCUUGUUUCUUUUAUCUUUUUCCCUUUGGGUAGUG
Molecule: messenger RNA, 1467 nt
Organism: Nymphaea colorata (pocket water lily)
Lineage: Eukaryota; Viridiplantae; Streptophyta; Magnoliopsida; Nymphaeales; Nymphaeaceae
Product: putative Peroxidase 48
Exons: 5
Coding region: 253-1374 (373 amino acids)
Biological process (GO): response to oxidative stress; hydrogen peroxide catabolic process
Cellular component (GO): plant-type cell wall; plasmodesma
Molecular function (GO): heme binding; peroxidase activity
Source: RefSeq, a predicted model, not a curated record